Molecule: messenger RNA, 1025 nt
Organism: Syzygium oleosum
Lineage: Eukaryota; Viridiplantae; Streptophyta; Magnoliopsida; Myrtales; Myrtaceae
Exons: 2
Coding region: 327-692 (121 amino acids)
Source: RefSeq, a predicted model, not a curated record
UGAGGUUAUUUUUUGAUUAAUAAGGAAAGAAGAAAGAAUAGAAUACUGAGUUGCAUCAUUUACAAUUUCUCUGUUUUUGGCCUCCAAAAAUUCCAAAGAGCACUUUGCGAUAACAGUUUCUUUGAUUUUGGGAUACAAAGAGAAAAUAACAAAAAGUUUAGUUGACCAAAUCCGAAAUAUAAGAAAGAUCGUGUUUUUCGUUUAUCCCCGUGAUCUUAUUGAGAUCUCCCUCCUCAUUUCUAAAUUCCAUCUCCACUCUCUUCGUUUUGCGCGAUAGUUUCUCGACACUUGUGUGAGAGAAGAAGAAGAAGACGAAGAAGAGGGCAAUGAGCGGCGGAGGCGAAUCAGCGGCGACGCGGUGCAGCACGUGCGUGGUGGGGACGCCGGUGGAGCCCAGGGCGCAUCCUGCAAACCAGCACGCCGCCACCUGGAUCGCCGGCGAGGCUCGCCUAGCGAGCUUUCCCUCCAGCUACUUGAAUGCCACCCCAAGUGGCUCGGCCUCUGGCUCUGGCAUUGGGGCGGCGAGGACCCGUCUGUCUGGCAGAAGUCCGACAAACAAGAUAUGCGACGUGCUGGACAGGUGUGGGAAGAGGUUUGAAGAUGCUAUGCGAAAAGCAGAGGCACUCGCAGACAAUGUCUGGCCUCUCUGCGAGUUUUCUCUACAUUUUGUCUCGCUGAACAUGUCUGUAUAAUCAGAUAGAAACAUUUUGGAUUUAGUCGUGGAGACUCAUCUGAUUAGUGAUUGCUUGCAUAUAUAUCUUCUCUGUUUCUGCAAUCUAUGUAAAUGCUAUUGGAGUAAUCAUUCAGUCCAAGCGGUUUGGCUCUUUGUUCUUAAUUGACUUCGUUUGUUCGGCACGGCGGCCUCACAACAUUCCGGUCCCGUGGUUUUGGAAAUCAGUUCAAACGAUCAGCCAUCGGCUUCUUGUGCAAUUAGCACCUAGGAACUAAGAUACUCGCUUUAUAAUCGGUGCAUUUAAUUCGCCAAUUAGCUGUUGAGUGGAUCAAGUCCAUUGAUUAUUUAUCUA